Messenger RNA from Mytilus trossulus (common blue mussel), 4521 nucleotides. RefSeq lists its product as uncharacterized. Gene Ontology annotation, cellular component: Slx1-Slx4 complex; nucleus. The transcript is spliced from 10 exons. The record is from RefSeq and is a predicted model, not a curated record. Gene Ontology annotation, biological process: resolution of meiotic recombination intermediates; DNA repair; DNA replication. Lineage: Eukaryota; Metazoa; Mollusca; Bivalvia; Mytilida; Mytilidae. Bases 24 to 3212 code for a protein of 1062 amino acids.
AUGAGGAAGGUGGCCAUAUUUACAUGGAGGACAUGGCCAGUGAUGCUGUGAUCAGUAUAAUGAAAUAUAUCUAUGGUGGACUUGUAUCUGUGACACAGAGCUGCUUGUCUGAUGUUGUUAAGCUAGCUGAUAGAUUUAAGAUAACAGAAUUACAAGAAAUCCUUAAAGAGGUACAUUGCAGUCGGCAUUCAACUGAGGCUUACAGUCCAAUUAAGUCAGAGACUACUUCACCAAAUAAAACAUCUGUCGAGAGCUUGCUGAAACAGCUGUGGAGUGAUUCUGAUGAUGAGGAAGAUGAUGGUCAAAGUCACAGGAAGUCAGGAGAGGAUUCUGGGAUGGAACAAGAACCUGUCUGCUCCCAGAGUUCUAAUAGUGAAAAACAGAAAUCCCCUGUAAAGUCAGGUCAAAGGUCAGAUGGAAUUAAACAUACUCAUUUGAAUCAGAUUACUAGAUAUGAGAAUAAAACAAAUAUUGAAAAUCUAGAAACUAAAUCAGCAUUAAAUUCACCUUUGAAAUAUGUGCAGGAAAAUUGUGAUUAUAGUCCCAGUAAAUCAAGAGCUAAAAAUGUUAAAAAUACAUCAUUGAUAUUUGAGAAUGAUGAACUAGAAGUGUACAGUAAUGUGAGUUCUUCAUUUGAAAAAUCACCAGAGAAAAAUCAUCCUAUAAAAGAUAUGAAAUGUGAAAAUUCUAAAGAAAACAGUCCACAAAAAAGAUCAAUUAGUCCUCCAGUAAUAGUAGACAAUGAUCAGGCAUUUUCACCAGAAAUCCCUUUUAUUCACAGCUCUCAGAACAUCACAGAAAAGUCAGAUCAGGAGAAAUCUCUUUCUGCAGUCUCUGAUAAUUGUCAUGUGACUAAACACAUACGAAAGAAUGAUAAUGAUUGUGUGAACUCUGAAGAUUUACCAGAUGAUCUACCUCUAAUAGAAAGUCCACGAAAAUCAAGACUUUCAAGACAAGCAAGAGAAAAAAGUUUUAAAGAUAUUGAUUCAGAUAUUCAGAGUCAGACAAUGGCUACAGAAGAAAGAAAUAUUUCAAAUAAAACUAGCAACAUUUUGAAGGAAAAAGUAAUAAAAAAUAGUAAUGAAAAGGAUGCUGAUAAAAAUGGAACGGCAAGUUUUCCUAAGAACGAAAAUGCUGUAACUGACAAAGUCAUUGACCUUAAAUAUGGAAACAAACCCCUUUUGUUGGAAAAAAGUAAAAAUUUGAAUAAAACUACACAUGAUAGUUUUGAUGACAGUAAUGAUAGUUUAAUUGUUGUUGAUACAGAGGAUAGUAACCAUAGUAACAAUGAUUUGAAAUUUGCCCUGACCAAUGAAACUUUUAGAGAUGUCACUCUUGAUCAAAGCUACAAAGACAAAGAAAAAAGUUUAAAUUCUAGUUUGAAUAUUUCUGGUGGUGAUUUGUUUGCCAGUCCUUCUCCGACUAUCCAGAGAAAAAAAACAUGCCAAAGUAAAAUGUCGUUAUCUCAGGAGGUGCUUAAUGUCCAGGGUGAGACUACUCUGACUAUCCAGGGAACUAAAACAUGUAAAAGUAAACUGACUUUAUCUCAGGAGGUGCUGGAAGAUGAGGGUGAGACUAGUUCUGCAAUUACAAAUUCAGAUUUGGAAACAAUGACGUCUCCUUCUUUUAGAAAAUCCAAAAGAAAAACUACAGAAAUGGAAACCCCGACAAAGAAAUCCCCAUUAACCAAAAAGAUUAGAACCAACAUGGAGGAUAAUGAUGUUUCAAUUAUUGGAGAUAAUUUUGACCAAUUAUCUUCUCAGGAAUCAGAAUCUCCAAAAUUUAAAGCAAGAGAGAAGAAAUGGAAAUUUAGUUCAAGGUCAAAUUUUAUGAAAAGUCAAGACAUAACUUUUUCUGGUCCAGUUAAACGUAAUGAUAUCUCAGAAAAUUGUGAAAAAUUAUCAAAUAAGCAAGACUUGAAUAUCAGUUCUUUUGCACAGUAUCCCACAACAGUAGAAGUAACUAAUACUACUGAUAAUUUGAAUGAUAGUGGAUUUGAAAUGAAUUUAACCCAAUCUCAAUUCCAUGGGGAGAUGGAUAUAAAGCAUAAAUCCUCUGAUGAGAAUGAGGAUGAAGUGAGUCUUAUCACCGGUGGAGAAUCUGACCUUGAGAGAAAGGAUACUAAUGUGACCUUGGAAUAUGAUAUGAAUGUUGCCUUAGAAACAGAUGGUGUGUUAUGUGACGAUGUUUGGGAAGAUUUUGAUGACUGUGGUGGGGACGAUUUUGAUGGCAUCAUAGCAUGUAAAACACCAUGUAAACCUGUCACUGAUCAGCUAAAGGAAAAUCUACCAAGUGCGAAUGCAAUAGGAAAUGAAAGUUCUGCCAUGUCUGACAGAAACAAACAUCAAGAAGACCAUGAUCAGAAUAAACACUUUGAAGAGCCAGUUGAUCAGCUGGAAGAUACAGAAAACCUGACUUUUUGCGAUGAAAGUUUUGCAAUAGAUGAGAACCCAUCCACAUCUACAUCAGUACAGCGCUCUUUCAAGACCCCAGUUAUGAGUAAAGAAAGACAAAGAACAAAACAAACAUGGAAGGAGCCAUCACCAUUUACUCCUAUGCCAAAUUAUGAUGCAAUGGCAACGCCUCAUAUAAAGAAAAAAGUACAAAAUUAUGGAGUAAAACCUGUUGGAAAGAAGAGAAUGAUAAAAUUACUAAAGGAUAUCUACCACAAAACACAUCAAUACGAAACAGACAGUGAAUUUGAAGAUGAGGUUGAUGAAAAUACUGAUGUUAGAAAGGCUGACACUGAUGUAGAUGAUGAUGAUGAUGAUGACGACCAGGAGGAUGAAUUAGAAGACAGUUUAAAUGACAGCCAGGAAUCACAGAACAGUGAUUUAGUAGAGGAGAGUAUAAUGGUUUGUACAGAAGAAGACACUCAACCUCUAAAGCCUGGGGAGAAGAGUUUAAAUGACAAAUUGAUGGAAUUUAUCAGAAAACAACCCGACAUACAAGUCAGAAUUCUUAUGUAUGAGCCCUUAGAGUUGGAUGUAUUGAAACAGAAGAUAACAGAGGCAGAGAUAAAGUGUUCUAUGGAAAAGCUAAAAGAAUUCUUAGAUGAUAAGUGCAUUACCUUUACAAUGAAGAACAUGAGAAAAAGUCCAAGGAAGAAAAGACGAAGCCCAAAGAAAAGGAAGGCCACUGAAAACAGUCCAAAGAAAAGUAGUCCCGUCAAAGGUCAAGGAAGAGGGAGAAAGAAACUGAAUCCAUCUUAAAAUUUUGUUGUUAACAUACGGAUAGAAUUGAUUUGUACAAAUGUAUAGAUACACAGGUCUAACAAUUACCUGACAAGUUUAGACUCUUUCAUCUCCUACUCAGUUGUAAAUAUAUGAUGUUAAUUUAUGAGGAUUUUUAAACUACAAUGUAAAUGAAGUUAGAGAUUUUACAUAUAUUGACUAAACAAGCAUUGUUGUAUAUGAUGUACUGAAGUUAUUUAACAAUGAAAUAUCAAAUCCUAAUGCCACUGGAAUUUAAGUAACAAAGAGUCAAUCAAUCAAAUCUGAAUAAGUUGUGAAGUGUUUGUUAAUGGUUUAACAUUUUCUGAGAUACUCUAUGCUAUAUGUUAUUUUCUACUCGUUAAAUUGUAUUCAAUGAACCUAAAAUUUAUUUUUCCAUUUCAAGUUUAAGGUAUUUGUACAUGUAUUUUUGACUACAGGAUAUGUGUAUUUUUUUAAAAUAAAAUAGAAAUGAUAUUAAAUAACAUUUAAUUACAUAAUAUUUUUGUCAUGUUGAAACAUUUUAAAAGCCUGUUUUUGGUAAAAGAUUUGUCAAACUUCAGUAAAAGAUAAGCUACACCUUCCUGUGCAGAUUCUUCUUUCAAUCCAUAUCAAAAUCAUCUGACAUUAUAAAAAAGAAAUAUAAAGAAUGUAUGCACCUAUUAGAAUUGAAAUAUUCAAAACAUAUGUUCUGUCUUGCUAAACAAAAAUGGAUGCCUUUGGUUUUUAAAUGUAUGCUGAAGUGAAUGGACCUAACUUAAUUUAUACACAUGUAUUUAAAUUCAUCAUAGAUGUAUACAGUUAUCAACAUCUUCAACUCUACAAACAUUGAACAUUAAAACAAAUAAUAUUGCUGUUAAUGUGCUGUCAUCAAACACCAUAGCUAUAGAUAUGCUAUAUCUCAUAGUGUCCUGAUUAUUAAAGACCUUAGCUGACACUAAAAAUACUUACAUUAAGCUGUAAACCUUAUAAGAUUAUAUGAUAGUCAAUAGGUUACUUUAUACUUUAACUACAUUAAACAAAGUUUUAUUAUUUCAUACUUAUUUCACUGACAGACUAAAGGUAAUAUAUAACCAGAGCUCAAUCCCUAGGUUAUUGGUAGACAACAUUAUAUUUUGUAUAGAUAAAUCAAAAGUGCAUGUGAAAGAACAGACCCAACUUAUUGUAAGCUAUAUGAUGAUAUAAAAUUUGUUGUUAUGCCAUUUUUAUGUGGUUGCUGUUUGUUUGAUAUACAAAUUAAAACUUAUUUUAUUUUUAUUGAUGAUAUAUUAUAUUUUGGGAGGUGAGUGAAAAAACACAUGAUGACAGA